Molecule: messenger RNA, 1380 nt
Organism: Paramecium pentaurelia
Lineage: Eukaryota; Ciliophora; Oligohymenophorea; Peniculida; Parameciidae
Source: the annotation of a GenBank genome assembly
AAUGAAUCUCUUCAAGUAGAAAGUGACUUAUUAUUACGAUGAGGAAUUCGGUACCUUUAAUUAUUCAACAACUCACCCUAUGAAACCUUUAAGAGUAGCUAUCACAGAUGAUUUAGUUGGUCAUUAUGGACUUAAAUAAUAUAUGAAUUGUAUUGUAAGAUGUAUUCAUUUUUAGGUUUAGGAUCAAUCUUUUGUUCAAACUUAUAUUAAAAGAGUAGAUGAAGAUGUAUUGACUUAAUUUCAUUCGAAAGAAUAUAUUGAUUUAAUCAAAAUUAUUACUCCAGAAAAUAAAUGCCAACAUGAAGAUCAAUUAUAUAGAUGUAAAUGAAUAAAUAUUUAAAUAUAUAGUCAAUUUUAUGGAAGAUUGCCCAGUUUUGGAUAGGUUAUUUGAUUUUUGUUUAUGUCAAACUUCUGGAUCUGUUGGUGCUGCUUGUGUAAUAGCAGAUUAGAAGAGUAAUAUUGCUAUAAAUUGGAGUGGUGGAUUGCAUCACGCGAAAUAAAGUGAGGCAAGUGGAUUUUGUUAUGUUAAUGAUUGUGUAUUAGGAAUAUUAGAACUAUUAAAAACAUAUUAAAGAGUACUUUAUAUCGAUAUUGAUAUUCAUCAUGGAGAUGGAGUUGAAGAAGCAUUUUAUUUAACUGAUAGAGUUAUGACUUGUUCUUUUCAUAAAUUUAAAGAAUAUUUUCCUGGAACUGGGCAUAUUGAUGAUGUUGGACAUGAUAAAGGAAAAUAUUAUGCAGUUAAUUUUCCAUUGAAUGAAGGUUUAAAUGAUGAUUCUAUCUAAUUAAUAUUUAAACCUGUUAUCGAUAGCAUUAUGGAUAAUUUUAAACCAGAUGUUAUAAUGUUACAAGGAGGAACUGAUAGUCUAAGUGGAGAUCGUUUGGGAUGUUUUAAUUUAAGCAUCAAAGGUUAUUAUUCAAUAGUAUUACUUAGGCCAUGGGUCUUGUAUUGAAUAUCUGAAAAAAUUUAAUGUCCCUAUUAUAAUGGUAGGUGGUGGAGGAUAUACAUUAAGAAAUGUUCCACGUUGUUGGACCUAUGAAACUUCCUUAGCAUUAAAUGUACCAAUUCCUGAUAAUAUUCCUGAUGAAUCUGAUUAUAAGAUCUAUUUUGGCCCUGAAUAUAAAUUGCAUUUACCUAUUUCUAAUAUGGAAGAAUAGAAUUCAAAGGAAUAUUUAGAAAAAAAUAUGUAAUAAUGAUUGCCAUAUAAUAGAAUUUAGAUCUUAGAAAAUUUAAAAUAAAUAUAACCAGGUUGUGCAUAAAUAGAUCAUUAUGCUAUUGGAAAAGAGAGCAGAUAAAAAAUUGAUUAUUAGGAAUUAUUCUCUUCAUAUAAUGAUAAAAGAGAAGAAAUGUAAUUAGAAUAAAAUUAAGAUUAAUAAGAUUGA